Molecule: messenger RNA, 1437 nt
Organism: Ooceraea biroi (clonal raider ant)
Lineage: Eukaryota; Metazoa; Arthropoda; Insecta; Hymenoptera; Formicidae
Source: RefSeq, a predicted model, not a curated record
GCGCGGCGAGGAGGACGUGGUCCGCGGCGAUUUAGUUGACGAAGAGACGCCGUAUCGUGAGGAUCAACAGGUGCGAACGAACGCCUGCCGCCGGAGAACAGCAUGGGGAACAUUUACGUCUGCAGCCUGCUCGUCGUGCUCGCCACGCUUCUCGUCGCGGUGCAAUGCGGCGAUAUAAUGCGGAAGAGCAUCGUCUUCGACAAGAACACGCCGGACGUGUUCUACUGUCCGCAGCACAAGCCGAUCGGUUUCGAGAAGAUGCUGGUCAAGGCGCGACCACUUUCCAGGCUGUGCCAGUUCGAGGGUCGUCCAAUACCCGAGGAUUAUAAGAGCGACUGCUACAACGACGUGGACGAAACCGAGUACGCCUGCAAGGAGAAGUACAGAAUCAUGAAGCGAUUCAGUAAUCCAGACGGAGAUGCGAAAGCCAUUGACAACGACUACACCGAGAAAUAAGAACGGGAAUGGCGCUGCACGGCCGCAAAAAUCCACGCACAUGCAAACCAUAAAACCCAAAUAAAAUCAAAUCCACGCCACAUACUAAUGCUCGGGGGCUGUUGCAGUCGUCGGAGAGCUCGACAUUCGCAAAAAUAAUACUUAGUAUAAAAAAAAAAAAUAAUUAGCGGCGACACGCAUAGAUAAUUCACAGUUAUUCAUUUCUUCGUUUUAACAACAAUAUGAAACGGUGAUGUUAAGUUACGUCACUUUAUGUAACUGAACAAGCCAUGAAUUAAUAGCCAAGUUAUCGCUACAUCGAAUAUUCAAAAUGAAGAAGUGGAUAAUGAGAGAAUUAAUUAACAUAUACGUGCGUGUAAAAUAGCAAAUACUUCAUAUAAAUUUUUCUACAAAUCUUUUUUUAUCAGAGAAUGUGAAGUACACGCGAUAAGGAAAGUCAGUGCUCCACAGUUUUUAAGCUUCGUUAAAAAGGGGAAACUUAUUUUUAUAACAACAUUAAUAAAACUAACCGUGAUAGAGCUGGGUGAUUGUUUAUUAACCCUCUGACGGAGCUUCGGAGAGUGUUGCCGCUUUCAGGCGUGGAAUCAGCUGGUAUAUAAUUGCGUGCCAGUCACAUGUUAAUAAAUUACGUUAUCAGUAAUGUCACCGUAGCAUUUACUUUGUAAAUGCUUACGAUUAGCUGUGGAUGCUAUUUUCAAGAAAUCAAUCAGAUUGACAUGUGACAAUACGAAGGGAAUAAUCAGAUCUAGCGUUUAUAAAUACGACUCUUGUUAGUGAAAGAGAUCAUUCCAUAAUCUCCAAGAAAAUAAAAAAAUUUGCAUAAAAUCUUUAUUUUAUAAAACUUCUUUCGGACCCUGAAAGUACCUACAAGAUACUACUCUACGUCUAUAUAAUAUAUUUUUCCUCGUCUGUCACUGUGCAUAUAAAGAUUUGAUGUCACACACGCACAAAUGUAUAUAAAUAAAACAUCUUUGUGCAGAA